Stegastes partitus (bicolor damselfish) is the source of this 2380-nucleotide messenger RNA. It is a transcript of the gene hrob, whose product is annotated as homologous recombination factor with OB-fold. Gene Ontology annotation, biological process: recombinational repair. The transcript is spliced from 10 exons. The coding region runs from base 192 to 1997 and encodes 601 amino acids. The record is from RefSeq and is a predicted model, not a curated record. Lineage: Eukaryota; Metazoa; Chordata; Actinopteri; Pomacentridae.
CCCAGCAGCAGGAGCAGCAGAGAAAAACUUAAGUUAGCCUACUAGCUAAUCGGGUUUUCUCGCUACAGUAAAGGAAUUGAUAAAAGAAAUGAACUCAUAUUUACACGCCGAUAUUGAAUGGCAUUGUGUGUCUUAUUAAGUUUGGUGUAUUUCUCCAAACUUGUCCAAAACGGCUUUCAUCGCGAUAUCUCAUGACUGUGAUGACUUGCAAAUUAAGUGGCCUGUUCAGCAUUGGCGAGGACUUUGAUGAUGAGGACCUGCUUGGGACAGACUGGGCUGCCUGCUCAGCGUCUGGACCAGCCGAUGUGGCAGCUGCUGUGUCAUCCUGUGCCCUGCGUGCUUCCUCGGUCGCUCACGGAGAGCCGGAGAACAGUUGCCUUCAGCAAACUGGAAGGAGAUCAGCUUCCCCGUGUGGUGGCACAGCAUCAAGGAGCGGCACGCACACUGCUGCUGCCGCUGCUGCUGCUGCUGAGGAUGCUGGACGAGCUGUUGCUUUCGGUUUGAGGCAGCUCUCCUCCUCCUCCUCCUCUGCUCAGCUUCCUCCUCCCACCACACUGCCAAAUUUGGCAUCACAACAAAGUCUUGCAAAGGCGCCGCUGAAGCCCUGCGCAGCUCAGGAUGAUUUCGAUGACUGGGAUGUUGACCUGGCAGACCUGGAUGAGUGCGACAGCCAAAUGGAGCCUCAACCUCCUGCUCCCGCUGCACCUGCUGCCCCCACGGUCACGCCUUCAUCUUCUGCCAAAACGCUGCGACCCUCGACCUGUGGAGGGCCGCUACCUGAUCGGACCCUUAGGGAGCUCAGCAAGACUUCCAGCUCAUCUAGUCGUAACCUUCCUCCUCGGGCACUUUCUGUUUUGCAGCCUGUAAACCCCCGCCCCGCUCCGCCGCAGAGUCCUGGUGUUUUCCCCGGCCGUGCCGCGACCUCUCCUGCCCCCAGCCUCUUUUCCAGGACGCUGCAGCAGCCACAUAAUCCACGAGUAACUCCAAGACCCUCCCCUCAGACCGGCAGACUUUUUGAAACAGUCUCUCCAGCGUCCUCUUCCUCUCCCUCCUCCAGUUUAAGCCCUCAUCCACUUCACACACCGGUCCUCACCAAUCGCCUCGUGCAGCUCGUAUCAGCAUCCAAUAAGCUUCCCAAGAAGAGACCUCGCUCUGAGCCUCACCGAACCAGGACGCGACGCUUUCCUGGUCCUGCAGGACUUUUACCACAGCAGCCUCAGGGUCAGAACCUGGAGGAAAUCGUGGUUUCUGUUCCUCAGACUCCUGCUCACGGGGUUGUGGCCCGUAUACCCAGCCAGGGCUCCAGCUCACAGACGGAGGAGGAUGAGUUCAGCGGUGGCGCCUGGGCAGCGAUGAAAGCAGAGAUGGGUUUGGAUGAGAGGAAUCCGUCAUGCUUCCUGCACUCCUACAGUGUGGUCAUGGUGCUUCGCAAGGCUGCACUGAAACAACUGGCAAGAAACAAAGUGCCCAACAUGGCUGUGCUUCUGAAGAGCAUCAUCCACACACAUGCUGAUGCCAAGGCUGUAUUUAAAGACCCUACAGGGGAGAUUCAGGGAACUGUGCAUCGGCGUCUCUUAGAGGACAGAGCGGAGGAGCUGAAGGUCGGAGCUGUGCUGCUGCUCAAACAGGUGGGCGUGUUCUCUCCCUCCCAUCGUAACCAUUACCUGAACGUGACUCCCAACAACUUGCUGAGGAUCUACGCCCCCGAUGGCGUCAGUCUGUCCUCCACUCAGCUCCCCCCGCUGGUCCUGGAGCCGCUGCUGCUGUCACCCGCUCGGCGUCCCGGCGUCCUCCGGGGGCCGGUGUCUCGCAUGCAGCUGGUGUUCGACGAAGAAGACGAGGAGGGAAGAGAGCCUGGAGGUCCGGCUGACACUCGCUCCAGCAGAGGCCCCCGGGAAUGUGCCAGGGACCCAACACCACAGGAACCGGGCUGGGAUGCAGAUGACGACCUGGAUGAACUACUGGGAGAGUUACCUGAGGACACCUACAGCCUUUGAUGGACUGACUCUCCACUGGCUGAUUGAGCUGAAACACUGUUUUCCUGACGUCACCUCUUCAAAAGAAAAAAACCCUUCUGACGACUGAAGAACUGGUGAAAAUACGCAUUACAUGUGUUGAAAAGUUCUAAUUUGUUGUUACUGUGCAACACGGAUGGUUGUUGUGUUGCUGGAAACCAACAUGUGCUUAUUAAUUAAUCAGCUCCACAUCCCAUGUUUUUGUAAGGACUUUAGUUGGGACUGUUUGUGUAUUAAGGAUGGUCCUCUCACUUUUCCAUUCAUUCUUAUCCAUUGUCGUGCCUGCUUCAGUGUCCUUGAAAUGGAAAACUACUCUAGACAACAUUGAUUUGCUAAUUAUGUUAAAUGAAAGCAACGUGAGGCUG